UUCCAUGUCGGCCUAGACAACAUGUUCUCUUCCAAAGUGACGUAUCCUCUGUCCCACGUUUUGUCACUGCCUCCAAACAAUGUUAGGCAAAAAAAUCCAUCUGCUUCAUUUUCAGAGAAGAACAGCCAGUCUCCUUUUCUUCUUCUUCUUCCUCCGCCUCCUCCAAUUCUCAGAUAAAAGGAAAACAUCUGCUCUUCUUUUUUUCCCACCCAGACGCCCAACAUAAUCCUCUCUUUUCCUCUCUCACUUUUUGACUUUGAAAUCAGAAAAAGGCACAAUUUUUUCAAACCUCAAACCACCCCCUUUUCAAUCAUAAAAUCUGCGUGUGGUUAUGUGCUCUGAGACAAGCCCUCCUCGUCUUUCUUUCUCCAAUGACCUGCCAGUUUCGCCUAUCAACCACCAUGUCGAUCCUCCUCGCCGGGACGCCUCGCUGAUGACGAUGAUGGACUCAAAUUCUGAGUUGGAGUUCGAGUUCAGCAUUACCAGAAACAGCUUUCACUCUGAAUCAUCCUCUGCAGAUGAGCUUUUCUCCAAUGGCGUCAUCGUUCCGACUCAAAUUCAAAACCAACCCACCACAAAAAAACAUACUCUUCGUGGUGAACCUCCUUACACUAGACUCCCUCCCCGCCCGUGUUCAUCCCCUGUUGAGAAAACCAAGAAACAGAGCACCAGAGAACCUCAUUCCAGAUCCUUCUGGGGAUUUGCCAGGAGCAGAAGUCUCAAUUGUGACACAAAGAAAAGCUUGUUCUCCUCGUCGUCUUCUCUGCCACGGAGUAACUCUACUGGUUCAGCGACAAAUCCAAAGAGAACGAACUCUAGGGAUAAUGGGAAGGGUCAUGGAGGGUCUUCAUCAUAUCCUGUGCAGAAAUCUGGUUCAGGUAAGGCCUAUGGAGGAUCUUAUUAUGGCGAUGGUCUCCGAGUUAGUCCUGUUCUAAACAUUCCAACUCCUUGCAUCUCUAAGGGUAGUGCCAGUUUAUUUAACUUGGGAUCCAUUUUACGAGCUAGGAAGGUUAAAAAGACUAAGAACUGAGUCAUUUUGUAUGUAGUUGUGAAUCUAAUCAUCUGGCUUUCAUUACUUCCUGCUUGCCAUGGACUCUGUCUUGUUCUUGGAUUACCAGAAAUAUUAACUUGUUUGGAUUCCAGCACUCAUAUAAUUUCUCAAAUUAAAUCUCUCUUUUUUUUUUGGUGAAAAAAUCUCUUAUUUCAUAUAACUAUACAUUCCCUCCAAGCGACGUCUUUCUAAGGAUUAAUACAAGUCAUUUAGAGAAUCAUUGACACUUU
Molecule: messenger RNA, 1281 nt
Organism: Neltuma alba
Lineage: Eukaryota; Viridiplantae; Streptophyta; Magnoliopsida; Fabales; Fabaceae
Exons: 1
Coding region: 332-1030 (232 amino acids)
Source: RefSeq, a predicted model, not a curated record